This is a messenger RNA of Musca vetustissima, 700 nucleotides long. Its product is annotated as glutathione S-transferase 1. The transcript has a single exon. Gene Ontology annotation, molecular function: glutathione transferase activity. NCBI's taxonomy places the organism in Eukaryota, Metazoa, Arthropoda, Insecta, Diptera, Muscidae. Bases 43 to 669 code for a protein of 208 amino acids. Gene Ontology annotation, biological process: glutathione metabolic process. The record is from RefSeq and is a predicted model, not a curated record.
CUAAUCAUUCUUUUGUUAUUUCGUUUUUUACAGCAAACCAUAAUGGAUUUCUACUACUUGCCCGGUUCCGCUCCCUGCCGCAGUGUCUUGAUGACCGCCGCCUCCUUGGGCAUUGAACUCAACAAGAAAUUGUUGAACUUGCAAGCCGGCGAACACUUGAAACCCGAAUUCUUGAAGAUCAAUCCCCAACACACCAUCCCCACCUUGGUCGAUGGCGAUUUCGCCUUGUGGGAAUCUCGUGCCAUUAUGGUCUACUUGGUCGAGAAAUACGGCAAAACCGAUUCCUUGUUCCCCAAGUGCCCCAAGAAGCGUGCCGUUAUCAAUCAACGUUUGUACUUCGAUCUCGGUACCUUGUACAAGAGCUUCGCCGAUUACUACUAUCCUCAGAUCUUCGCCAAGGCUCCCGCCGAUCCUGAGAACUUCAAGAAGAUGGAAACCGCUUUCGAUUUCUUGAACACCUUCUUGGAGGGUCACCAAUAUGCUGCCGGUGAUCAAUUGACCGUUGCCGAUUUGGCUUUGUUGGCCAGUGUCAGCACCUUCGAUGUUGCCGGUUUCGAUUUCAGCAAAUACGCCAAUGUUGCCAAAUGGUACGAACACUGCAAGACUGUUGUUCCCGGCUGGGAAGAAAACUGGGCCGGUUGCUUGGAAUUCAAGAAAUUCUUCGGUUAAGUUAAUUUGUUAUGAGUUUUUUUUAAAUUAU